GCUGGCGAACUCACUUCCGAAGAGCUCGAGCGAAUCGUCACCAUCAUCCAAAACCCGACCCAAUACAAGAUCCCCGCCUGGUUCCUCAAUCGUCAACGCGAUAUCGUCGAUGGUAAAGACUCUCAAAUCCUUGCCAACGGUGUCGACUCCAAGCUCCGUGAUGAUCUCGAACGCCUGAAGAAAAUUCGCGCUCAUCGUGGCCUUCGUCAUUAUUGGGGCCUCCGUGUUCGUGGACAACACUCAAAGACUACCGGUCGUCGUGGCCGUACUGUCGGUGUUUCCAAGAAGAAGGGUGGUUAA
Messenger RNA from Mollisia scopiformis, 300 nucleotides. RefSeq names its product 30S ribosomal protein S13p/S18e. Gene Ontology annotation, molecular function: RNA binding; structural constituent of ribosome. NCBI's taxonomy places the organism in Eukaryota, Fungi, Ascomycota, Leotiomycetes, Helotiales, Mollisiaceae. The annotation marks the transcript as partial. The transcript has a single exon. The record is from RefSeq and is a predicted model, not a curated record. Gene Ontology annotation, cellular component: small ribosomal subunit; ribosome; cytosol. Gene Ontology annotation, biological process: translation.